GGGCUCCGGCUGGCGCCCGGCGCUUGCCAGCACUACCUCCACAUCCGCCCGGCCCCGAGCGACAACCUGCCCUUGGUGGAUCUAAUCGAGCACCCGGAUCCCCUCUUCGACCCCAAGGAGAAGGACCUGAACGACACGCUGCUGCGGAGCCUGCUGGGCACCCACUUCGACCCGGCCUUCAUGGCGGUCUCGCUGCCGGAGGAGCGCCUGGGCGGGGACGACCUGGCCGAGCUGGACCUGCUCUUGCGGCAGCGGCCGUCGGGGGCCAUGCCCGGCGAGAUCAAGAGCCUGGAGUUCGCCGAGGGAGGGGGCGGCCUCUCGCCCCAGGGCGGCGGCGGCGGCGGCAGCAGCAAGAAGCACCGGCUGAGCAAGAAGCUGCGGCGGAAGCUGCAGCUCUGGCUGUGGUCGCAGACCUUCUGCCCGGUGCUCUACACGUGGAACGAUCUGGGCAGCCGCUUCUGGCCCCGCUACGUCAAGGUGGGCAGCUGCUUCAGCAAGAGGUCCUGCUCCGUCCCGGAAGGCAUGGUCUGCAAGCCGGCCAAGUCGGUGCACCUCACCAUCCUGAGGUGGCGGUGCCAGCGCCGCGGCGGGCAGCGCUGCACGUGGAUCCCCAUCCAGUACCCCAUCAUCGCCGAGUGCAAGUGCUCCUGCUAGGGCGCGGGGGGAGGGGGGGAGAUCGAGGGAGAGAGAAGCAGGCAGGGCAGCGGCGGACCCGAGGGGAACCGGGGGAGGGGGCGGGCAGGGCGCCCGGCUGCCGGACCCCCGCGUGCCUAUGAGGCCCGGCGCCCUCCUCUUCUCCUUCCUCGACGGCACCCCGUCCUGUCGCGAACUCAAUCCAACCUCGGGACCCUUCUCCAUCUCCCCGUCCCCGGCCGCCAAUAAACCAGACUCGGACGGACUGUCGACGACUUCCAACCAGGCGGCCCGAAGUUCACACGUUGCACUGCACGGCCAGGGGUCGGGGAAUGUAACCAGGAGGUGGUGGCUGCGGUGAGCGCACGUGUGGCCCGAGAUGCGGCCUGCUCGGGAGGGCGCGCUUCUCGCGUGUUGCCCCCUGUGCCCGUGUGGAUGCGGACGGAUGGGUGUGUAACGGAGAUUCCUCCCCUCCCGUCCUGCCCCCGUUUGAGUCUCCCAUUGAAAAGGUCAGUGGGAACAACGGGACCCUCCUCGUCUACUGUAUUGGAAGAGUUUUGCCCUUCAUAUCCCUUUACGGUAUCCUUCUGUCCCCCCCGGCCCCGUCUCCCUUUAAUUUAUAUUCCAGAGAGAGAAGCAGUUGUGGGGGGUGAUUUUGAAGCAACCCCCCCUGCAAACUUCGCGCUUUUGUUUUGUUUCCUCUGCGAAGUCCUUUUUUUUUUUUUUAAAGAAACGUGAACUUCUGGUAAGAAAAGAAAAUAUAUAAAUAUAUAUAUAAAGAUAUUUUCCAUUCUUCGGAAAAUGUAUGACUGAGUUGAGUGUGAAUUUUUAUAGACUUCAAAAUAUUAUUAUUAUUAUUGUUAUUAAAAUAAAAGUUUAGGACGCGGUGUUACUGUAUAUAGUGAACUUUUUGGAAAACAAAAUGUCUUUAACCCUAUGUAAAUGGAAGAGCCUGCUAUUUAUUCUUUAUAUUCGUCUCUUGUAGUCAAAAGUUCGGUUCAGAAUUAAAAUCAACCACUAA
This is a messenger RNA of Pogona vitticeps (central bearded dragon), 1654 nucleotides long. RefSeq names its product noggin (gene NOG). The record is from RefSeq and is a predicted model, not a curated record. Gene Ontology annotation, biological process: osteoblast differentiation; negative regulation of cell differentiation; negative regulation of BMP signaling pathway. Lineage: Eukaryota; Metazoa; Chordata; Lepidosauria; Squamata; Agamidae.